AUGGAGGGGAAUGUUGAGGUUUUAGACAAAAAAAAAAACGAGGGUUGCAGGCUAGGUAGAAUGCAAGAAGGAGGAGGAGGAGGGUUGCAGGCCAGAAGGAACCGGAAGGUAAGGGAAAGGAGAAAAAAUCAAGGAGGAUUUCGGGCCAGGGAGAGCGCUGGCAGCAUUCAUUGGCUAGGGAUACUGAGCUGUAAUGCUGACUUGACACCACCGUGCCAGGAAAGUUUUUCUCCUGAACUAGACUAUGAGCACAUAUGUGAUCAUGAUGAACGUUCGAUAAUGUCCGAUAGCGAGUCACAUUUUGAGAGUGAACCUAACGCGUUGGAUGGAGAAUCAUUGGACAACCGGUGGGAAAUCGAUAGUGAGGCACUUGACCUUGACAGUGCCAAAAGUGAGGAUGCCGAAUUUGAGGUCAUCGAAGAGAGGACCAAGGCUGCACCUUCCAUCAUGGGGGUAAUGUAA
Molecule: messenger RNA, 462 nt
Organism: Prunus armeniaca (apricot)
Lineage: Eukaryota; Viridiplantae; Streptophyta; Magnoliopsida; Rosales; Rosaceae
Source: the annotation of a GenBank genome assembly